Molecule: messenger RNA, 3025 nt
Organism: Microtus oregoni (creeping vole)
Lineage: Eukaryota; Metazoa; Chordata; Mammalia; Rodentia; Cricetidae
Gene: Dele1
Product: DAP3 binding cell death enhancer 1
Exons: 13
Coding region: 101-1624 (507 amino acids)
Molecular function (GO): protein binding
Source: RefSeq, a predicted model, not a curated record
GAGUCGGCCGCUGGGGACUGCGCAGCGGCCGUGCUCGUCCCUGUCCGGUCCUUCGGCCUUGAUCUCUCGGCUGCGAGUGCUCUAUGGUGCUGGUCGCGACAUGUGGCGCCUGACAGGUCUCCUGGGGCGAGCUUUUCCCCGCGUGCUGAGACCUGGCUUCCGAGGGGUAACACCAAGGCCCACCAGUUCAGAUGGACCUCAGACAUCCUCCACCACCCCACUGCUCCCUAGGCCCAGCGUUGUUAGGUCAGGCUCCUGUGGUCCAAGGAGGAACAGAGACCCAAAGUGCUGUGGAUGGAAAGAUGCCUUCCACUGGAUGUCUGCUCACGUCUCCCCAAACACUCUGCGGGAUGCCAUCUCGUGGGGCUCUCUGGCCGUGCUGGCCUUGCACCUGGCCAGGCAGAUCCACUUCCAUGCAGCCCUGAUAGCAAGACCCCAGCCAGCUGAACGCUGCUCUUGGCACAGUCCCCUCUACCGCUUCCUCUCCUCUUCCUGGUGGCACCCACGCUCCUCACUUCGGAGGCAUGUUCUUCCCAGGCCUGACCACCCAGCUCCCACAUACGCUGGCCUCAGGGAACCAAGGCUGGGCCAGAAAGAACCCUCCCCUCAGUCCCAGUGCUGCCCUGAGACUGGCCUUCUGAAUCUACCUGAAGAAGAGCCCAGUGACUUUGACUUCUUGCAUGCCAGCAGGGACUUCACAUCCCAAGCAGAGGCAACCGAGGCCUGCCCCCCUGGAGAAACAAAUGAACAAGACAAGUCCAAGGCUCUUCCCCUAGAGGAGGCUGUGACUUCCAUCCAGCAACUCUUUCAGCUCAGUGUUGCCAUUGCUUUCAACUUCCUGGGGACAGAGAACAUGAAGGCAGGGCACCACACAGAAGCCUUCUCUUCCUUCCAGAGAGCCGCAGACCGUGGCUACAGCAAAGCACAGUACAACGUGGGCUUGUGUCUGGAGCAUGGCAGAGGCACAGCUAGGGACCUCGGCAAGGCUAUCCUCUUUUACCACCUGGCCGCCAUCCAGGGCCACAGCCUGGCUCAGUACCGCUAUGCCCGGUGCCUGUUGCAAAGUUCAGCCUCUUUGUCAGACCCUGAGCGGCAGAAGGCAGUGUCGAUGCUGAAGCAAGCUGCAGACUCUGGCUUGCAAGAGGCCCAAGCUUUCCUUGGGGUGCUCUUUACGAAGGAGCCACACCUGGAUGAACAGAGAGCCGUGAAAUACCUUUGGCUCGCAGCCAGCAAUGGGGACUCCCAGAGCAGGUUCCACUUGGGAGUCUGUUACGAGAGGGGCCUUGGUGUUCAGAGGAAUCUGGUCGAGGCUGUGAAGUGUUACCAGCAGUCAGCAGCCGUGGGGAAUGAACCCGCCCAGGAGAGGCUUCGGACCCUCUUCAACGUAAAGGCAGCAGCCCCAGGGCCCAGCAACCCGUCCAUGACAGGACUGAAGUCUUUCUCGAGUCCCUCCCUCUGUAGCCUGAACACCCUGUUGGCAGGUGCCUCAGGCCUCCCUCAUGCCUCAAGCACUGGGAACCUUGGCCUCCUCUGCAGAAGUGGCCAUCUUGGAGCCAGCCGCGGAGCCCCCAGCAGGGCCAUACCAUCCUUAGAAAGAAGUCUCGUGAGACUGGGUUUCGGCUAAGACCUCCCUGCCUGAGAGCUCUCAGAGAUAUCACAACUUGAAUCCCAAAGAAGAGGCCAGUUAGCUCCUCACCUCCCCGGGAGCGUCCAGCACCUCCCCAGCACCAUAAAGAAGAGGAAUGCCUAUGAAGUCCUAGGUUCUGGCUCCACCACUGACCCAGCUGUGCCACCUGGAAACAGUGACCCGAUUUUCCAACAUUAUUUUCUCAAUUCUAGCCCAAGCACAAUAGCAUGUGCCCUCCUGCCUUAACAGACUGAGGUGCAGCCAUUUCUCUGCAUAAAGGACCUUAGUUCUUGCUUAGGGUUCUGAAGGCAGAGUGAUGCCCACAGUUCUAUGACCUAGAGUCACCAGGCCACCAGGCAUGGUGCAAGUACCUUUAAUCCCAGCACUUAGGAGACUGCGGCAGGGGGAUCUCUAUGAGUUCAAGGCCAGCCUGUUCUACAAAGCGAGUUGCAGGACAGCUAAGGCUACAUAGGGAAACCCUGUCUCAAAACAAAAACAAGAGAUCCGGAUGAGGAUCAAAGCUGACAUCAUGACUCCAGCCCAGACUUCUGGUCUACCAGUUCACACUGUAGUGUUAUUUGCAAACAUUAUCAUCACCCGGCAGGUGUGGGGGUAUCAGGAGAGAUUAGACACCUGGAGUCUUGGAGUCAGAGUAUUGAGAGCAUGAGUCCUUUUUGGAAAAGGUCGGGUAGGAUUAUGCAAGUGUUUAAUAAAACAGAUGGUGGGUUAUCUCCUCUCUCUUGCCCUUGAGUGUGUGGGGGAGAGCCAGGGAGAUGGGCAGGGGGAGCUGAAAGCUGAGGCUCCAUCCUCAUCUCUAAACUCUCCAUUAACCAAUUUAAAAGGACUUAAAAGCUCUCCAAGAGAGAGACUUAGAAAAAAAAAUGACUUCUGAGUCAACGCUAAUGACUCCAAUUACUGAAUUUGUGAAUAGCUGUUCCCUGGCUUCUGGAAAUUAGCCCAAGUUCAAUAGCAGAAACGUGGCUGUGGGCAGGGGGUGGGAGGAACUGAGGACCAGCACGUCCCCCCACCCCGAGACUGUUUCCUUGUCCAGACAGCAUGAUCAGUUCAAAGGUGGGAGGGUUGGGGGGGAUAGCUGUGCACACUUUCUUCAGCUGCCCACCCCUCCCUCUCCUAACUCCUGUGUGGUCUUAGCUAUGCUGUUCUAGCACCUUCCUGAAGCCCCAGUGCCUCCCCUGCUCCCUGCUUCCUUCCCAGAUUUGCCAUGUAUACCACCCUGACCCCUGUUGGACACCUUGUAUGAUGCCUCCCACAGACAUAGGCACCUGGUCAUGUCCUGACACUUAGAACAGUGUCCCAAGCAAGGUGAAGGCUCCAUGUUCAGAGUUUGAAGCCCUGCAGUACACUAACCACUGUGGCAAAAAUAAAAAAUAAGAAAGG